Punica granatum (pomegranate) is the source of this 2241-nucleotide messenger RNA. The record is from RefSeq and is a predicted model, not a curated record. NCBI's taxonomy places the organism in Eukaryota, Viridiplantae, Streptophyta, Magnoliopsida, Myrtales, Lythraceae.
AAGGGAAGGCCGGAGGCGGAGAAAGCGGAAGCAGCGAAGACUGAGAAGAGAGUGAGGAGUGAAGAGGAGAACACAGCACAUCACAAGAACAGGACUUGUGAACUGAAGACCAGAGCAUGGAGAUUACGGAAGAAGUGAGAGCCAUGAUCGAGGGCGAUGAAGCGGUGGAACAACGACUGAGAGAGGGAAUCGGGAGCGAGGAGCCGGUGGAGGAAGGGAACGGCGAAAACCAAUGCAAGCAAUCGGCGGAAGAGCGGCAGGUAGAAGACGGAAUCCAGAGAGAGGAAUUGGCGGAGGAAGUGGAGAUGAACAACAGGUAUGAGAGCAAUGGAGUGGUCGAACAAGUGAGGAGCGGAAUCGAGGGUACUGAAUCGAUUGAUGAAAAGAUUAAUAACGGGAAGAAGAGCCAUGGAGUUGUAAAUGAAGUGAGAAGCGUAGUCGAGGGCGAGGAAUCUGUGGAAGAAGAGAUUAACGGUAACGAGAGCAAUGGAGUGGGAGAGGAAGUGAGAGAUAGAACGGAGAGCGACGAAUCAGUGGAAAGACCGGUGGAAAGAAUGGAGACGGAUGAAGCUAUGGAAGAAGGCGACAAGGAGAGAAUGAAGGCUGAUAGAGAGGCAGAAGAAGAUAAAGGCAGAAUGAAGAGCAGUGGACUGGAGGAAGAGGAGAAGGAAAGAAUCGGCUCCGCGGAAUUGGCAGAAGACAAUGAGGAGAGAAUUGUGAUCGGCGAAGCAGUGGAUGGAGAGAGAGGCCAAAGGGAAAGCAACGAAUUGGUGGAAGAAGAGAGGGGGAGAGUCGAGUCUGCGGAACUGGUGGAAGAAGAAAAGGGAAGAAUGGAGACCGAUGAAGUGGUGGCAGAAAUGGAGAACAACGAGUUGGAAGCUGUGCAAGAUGAAAGGACGGAAAGAAUCGAGCCCCAUGAACCGGUGCAGGAAGAAAGGAGGGAAAGAGUCGAGCAGGAUGAAUCCAUGGAAGAGUUGAGGGACAAGGUGGAGGGUGAGGUAAUGGUGCAACAAGAAAGAGUAAUGGAAGCUAAGAUUGAACCGCGGGAAGAAGAGGAAGAAGAAGGUCUGCAAUUGGGAUCUUUAGUUGCACCACUGCCUCAAUCAACAAACCCGCCAUUGUCUACAAUAGAGAUAGCUGUGAAGGAAGAAGAACAGGUGGAAGCAGUGGAGGAGAAGGUGAAGGAGGAGGAGCAGGACAAUGUCGAAGGAAUGGCGAUGGAGGAAGUGGCAAGGGUUGACAAUCAAACGGAACUGAAGGUGGAGCCACGAGAAGAAGAAGGGAAAGGGGGUCUGCCACCAGGAUUUGUUAUGGCACCACCCUUUCAAUCUGCCGAGUCGUCACUUUAUUUGACAAAAGUAACGGUGAAGGAAGAAGUAGUGGGGGAGGAAGACGUAAAGAUGAAAGUAGAGGAGGUGGACGGUGAUGAGGACGAUGAAGGUCUGCCUCCAGGGUAUCAACUGCCCCCCACACAGGCUGGUGUGCUACCACCUGCUGCGAAAUCAUUUUCACCACCACAACCACCAUUAUCACAGCACCUGCUGCCACCAGUGCCAGAGGCACCCCGGCCUCCUACUCGGCCUCCUGCUCCAGCUUAUGAGAUGGCUCAGAUGGUUUGUGGUUCUUGUCGGCGGUUACUUUCAUAUAUAAGAGGAGCCAGAUAUGUACAAUGCUCUUGUUGCCAGACCGUUAAUUUUGUAUUAGAAGAGCACCAGGUUGGACAGGUCAAGUGCAGCAGUUGUGCAGUUUUGCUUAUGUACCCAUAUGGUGCUCCAUCAGUUAAAUGUUCCUCCUGCCAUUUUGUGACAGAAAUUGGGGAUCACAAUAAGAGACCUCGAUGGUCCGUUCAACAGGGGCGAGCUCCUCCACCUUCCGGUACUGUUGCUUGAAGUGCAUCCAUCAAUUGGCACAUUUGUAGGUGCUGCACCACAAUUGCCUUGUACAUCUUUAUCUACAAACUGAGGGAUGUAAGGUAAAAUAGGAGCAACUGAGAAAUGAUAGAUCCCUAUAUAUAAUCAGCCAGCCGAAAUGCAGUGUUUCUGCUAAUUAAUUACCAUCUUCACCAAGAUCUUAUCUUCGGUUUAUGAUGAAUAGGUCCCUUUCCUUCUCGAUUAAUGCUAACCUCCUCUCUGUUCCAUUAUACAUGAAGAGUAUUUCUCAUCGGACUGGAAAAUAGAAAUUAUCUGCUAUAAGAUUGGUUUUGAUAUCAAUGAAUAAGAAAAGAUGAAAAAUGUUAUUGAU